AUGAUGAACUCCUCAGGGUCCCCUCAGCACACUCGCAAAACCGUCAUCAACAACGUUCGCCUGUUUAACGGCAGUAAGCUGACAAAUCCCCGCACUGUAAUUAUUGAGGCUGGUAUUAUUGGCAGCAACCCAGACCAAGCAGACGAGAUUGUUGAUGGUCAAGGCGGCGUGCUCAUUCCUGGCUUCAUUGACGCACACGUACAUCUUCACCAUGACGGCCACUUUCGAGAACUUGCUAAAUAUGGAGUCACAACCGCUCUUGAUAUGGCAACCUGGCCUGCGAACAAAAUGAAUGGAUUUCGAGACAAACCCGGGUUGCCCGAUAUCAGAAGUGCCGGCAUUCCUGCUACAACAGCUGGCAGCAUUCAUAGUCACAUGCUACCAUUGCCGGAUGAAGCUAUGAUUUCUGGUCCACAGUUUGCAGAAAGCUUUGUUGAGAACAGGAUCAAAGAAGGAUCCGACUAUAUCAAGCUCAUCUCGGACGUGCCGGGCCCAAACCAGGAAACCCUUAAUGCAUUGGCCCUGGCUGCACAUAAAAGGCAGAAGAUGGUCGUGGCGCACGCUUCGGGGUUUGUCCCUUUCCAAAUGGCGCUAGAAGCCAAGGUUGACAUCGUCACACAUGCCCCGCGGGAUAAGCCCGUCGACGCUGCGAUGGUGGACAGAAUGACGGCAAAUAAAGUUGUCUCCGUGCCUACUUUAGUUAUGAUGAAAGAAGUGUCCAAGCCGCCUCCCUUGAGUGCCGUGUUUCCUCUGUUACUCAAGCCCUCUUUGUUUAUGGCCAUAUUAAGAGCCAAGAAGAGUGGUGAAGGCGAGCAGCGGUACGAGAACGCAAAGGAGUCUGUGACAAAAAUGUAUCGUGAUGGUGUGCCCAUUUUGGCAGGUACAGAUUGUCACGAUGAGCCUAACUCUUUCUUUGAUGUUAAACAUGGCGACUCUCUGCAUCGUGAGCUCCAGCUCCUUGUGGAAGCGGGACUUACAACUGUCGAUGCAUUACGCGCGGCAACCAGUCUACCAGCGGAACACUUUGGGCUUCACGAUCGAGGCAUCAUUGAAUUGGGGAAGCGGGCAGAUCUAGUACUUCUCCGAGAAGAUCCAAUACAAGAUAUACGCGCAACGCGCAGUAUCGAGCGCGUUUGGUGUCGUGGGAUCGAGUUUACGGCCUGA
Messenger RNA from Penicillium lagena, 1164 nucleotides. RefSeq names its product amidohydrolase family protein. Lineage: Eukaryota; Fungi; Ascomycota; Eurotiomycetes; Eurotiales; Aspergillaceae. Gene Ontology annotation, molecular function: hydrolase activity, acting on carbon-nitrogen (but not peptide) bonds. The record is from RefSeq and is a predicted model, not a curated record. The transcript has a single exon. The coding region runs from base 1 to 1164 and encodes 387 amino acids.